CGCUGCCCGGCGCCAUGGCCGCUGCGGCCGGGGACGCCGCGGUGAAACCGCUGCAGAGCGCCAUGAAGCUGGCCAACGGAGCCAUCGAGCUGGACACCGGCAACCGGCCCCGGGAGGCGUAUACGGAAUACCUGAGGAGCAUCCACUACAUCUCCCAGGUGCUGCUGGAAGAAAUGGAGAGGACCAAGGAAGCCGGGGACGCUGUGCCCCCGGACACCCCCAAGAUGCUGAAGCUGGCAGAGCAGUGUCUGGAGAGGGCCCAGUCGACGGCAGCCAAGCUCGGCAAAACGCACCUGAAGCCAGCCACGCCUGUGGCUGCUCCAGGCCCCUGUCCUGCCAGCAGGCACCGCCGUGUGUGCUCGGAUGAAGGAGGGAAGCUGUCUCCUUUUCUGCCACCUGAAAUCUUCCAGAGACUUCAGGUGGUGGAGGCACACAGCUCUAAGAGGGAGCUGACACCACUGGAGGAGGCCUCCCUGCAGAACCAGAAGUUGAAGGCUGCAUAUGAGGCCCGGAUGGCACGUCUGGACCCCAGCCAGGCUAUGCAGAAGACAUCGCUGACCCUGUCUUUGCAGCGGCAGAUGAUGGAGAACCUGGUGAUCGCCAAGGCCCGGGAGGAGACGCUCCAGAGGAAGAUGGAAGAGCGCCGGCUUCGGCUCCAGGAGGCUGCCAACAGGAGGUUCUGCAGCCAGGUGGCCCUGACCCCGGAGGAGCGGGAGCAGCGGGCCCUCUUUGCCGCCAUCCUCGAGUACGAGCAAGACCAUGACUGGCCAAAGCACUGGAGAGCCAAGCUCAAGAGGAGCCCAGGGGACCUGUCACUGGUGACCAGCCUGGUCUCCCACCUGCUCAGCCUCCCCGACCACCCGAUCUCACAGCUCCUGAAGAGGCUCCAGUGUGCAGUGUACGGCGCGCUGUACCCCGUCGUGAGCAGGGCCGCCCCAGGCUGCUGCUCCCUACCCCCAGACACCGACGGGCUGCUGGCUCCUGGGAGCCGGCGGCUCCGGGCUUCACAGAGCCUCUACUGCAUGCUGUCCCCUCCAGAGCCCAGCACAGCCCCAGGGCCGCCAGACGGCCCCCUUGCCACUCCUCCCACGCCCCCGCUCCAUCCUGGACCCCCAGACAGGGAGGCAGACGACAGCCCUGCUGGGCCUCCCUCACCUUCACCAGACGCCUCCACCCGUCUGCCGGACAAGGACAGCUCCUUCGAAGACCUAGAACAGUUCUUGGCCACAUCUGAAAGGUGGAGUCGGGGCCCUGCAGGGCAACCUGAGCCACAGCCCCCAGGAGUGAAGAGGGAGCCCCUGCUGGAGCGGCUGCAGAGCACUGUGAAGGACAUACACAGCGCCAUCGACAGGUUGUUGUCACUGACCCUUCUGGCCUUCGAAAGCUUGAACACAGCGGCCUGCAAGGACCGCUGCCUGGCCUGCAUCGAGGAGCCCUUCUUCUCCCCACUGUGGCCACUGCUGCUGGCCCUCUACAGGAGUGUGCACCGUGGCCGCGAGGUGGCGCUCAGCAGGAGCAUGGAGCUCUACAGGAAUGCACCCCCAACAGCCAUUGGCAUCCCCACCAAACUCCUCCCCAGGGACCCACAGGCCAGGGGGGCUGCCGCCUACCCCUACUGCACAGCAGCCCAGGAGCUGGGUCUGCUGGUCUUGGAGAGCUGCCCCCAGAAGAAGCUGGAGUGCAUCGUGCGGGCCCUGCGAGCCAUCUGUGUCUGUGCAGAAGACUACUGCCGCGCCCAGGAGGCCACACCUGAGGCCACGCCCACGCCCCCAGCCUCUGCUGCCAUUGGUGCUGAUGACCUGCUGCCCAUCCUGUCCUUUGUGGUGCUGAGGAGCGGCCUCCCACAGCUGGUGUCGGAGUGUGCGGCCCUGGAGGAGUUCAUCCACGAGGGGUACCUGAUUGGAGAGGAGGGCUACUGCCUGACAUCACUACAGAGUGCCCUGAGCUAUGUGGAGCUGCUGCCCCAGGGGCCCCUGGGCAAGUAGUGGAGGCUGGACCCAAGACUUCUGCUGAAGAACCCAGCCUCAGUGCCCCUGAGGACUGUCCAGUGGCCUCCAUGCUGCCCUGCACGCCUAGUGCAGGACACUGGGGGGCAGGGCAGCUGUGGUAGGGCCCCCAGUUCCUGCCCUCCUCCUAACCCUGCAUCUGCCCCCGGAGGCUUGGGGCAGUUCUGUCCACCCAGCAAGAUGGGGCCAAACCAGCUCCCAGCUACCAGGCCCUGAUCUCUCCUGCACCUGCCUGAGGCCCCUUGAGGGACGGGCUGCUGCCUCCCUGGGGCCUGCAGCAGUGGGUGAGGGCCCUGCAGUGAGCAUCUGGCUGGGCCUGGCCCCUUGUGGACAGGGUGACCUGCAGGGUCACCAGGGGGGUUCACAGCCCACAGCCAAAAUCUGGUUUGUGCCACCACACCCUAUCCCACUCUUAGAACAAAGCUCCUAUGAGCCAGGAUGGAGAGCCUGCCACCCCCACCCAGGGCCCCAGGGUGCCACUGGCGCGAGUCUGUGCUGCUUGUUGACUGGGCAGUGACUGCCCUGCUCACCCACACUGGCCCAGGUCUGGGACUCUGAGCCGCACACCCACCCCAGGCCUAGGACACUCCCUGUCCUCACUCACCUUGGCAGUGGGCAGUGAACGUUCCAGGACCCUCGACCAACUCCAAGCCCCAUACAUCCUUCCCCAGGUCAGCUGCCAGCCCAGUCUAACCUAAAAUAAAGAGGUCACUGCUGUC
Lepus europaeus (European hare) is the source of this 2725-nucleotide messenger RNA. RefSeq names its product VPS9 domain containing 1 (gene VPS9D1). The coding region runs from base 15 to 1985 and encodes 656 amino acids. Gene Ontology annotation, biological process: vesicle-mediated transport. Gene Ontology annotation, cellular component: endocytic vesicle; cytosol. Gene Ontology annotation, molecular function: guanyl-nucleotide exchange factor activity; small GTPase binding. Lineage: Eukaryota; Metazoa; Chordata; Mammalia; Lagomorpha; Leporidae. The record is from RefSeq and is a predicted model, not a curated record. The transcript is spliced from 15 exons.